GGUGUUGUCCUACGUAGGCGUGGUCCGUGUACGUGUAUGAGCUAGCUUCUGACGAUUUAUCUAGUCAAAAGACUCAAAUCUUGUUUUUGUCAUGUUGGUUGAUCGACAUAAAUUUUAGAAACUUUGGUCCAAUGCGACGAGCUAAGGGUUCUCCCGAAUGGGAUCAUCAUCAAUCUGCUCCAUCAAAUAAAUCAAGUGAAGAAGAAAACAUGCAUUAUGCAAGCGCAUCACGAGCGAGAGAGAGGGAUCGCAGAAGCCGAAGCUUCGGCAACCGAAGAGGCGUGUUUCGCUGCCUGUCAGGAUCCGCAGCGAAGGUUUUGAUUAUCAUUGCACUGGCGUUCGCCAUUUACAGUGUUGCCUCAAGCAGUGGGUACUUUGACAACAAAGCAGGUGAGAUGGUUCAAAGUCGUCAGGGCGUACAAAUGACCGUGGAGGAAAAUGAGGAAAUAUUGUUUGCCCAAGACAGAGGACAAAAUGGAGCACACAAAGGCAGAUUUCCUGCUGCUGAUGAUGAAAUUGAAAGCAGUGAUGAUGACAAUGAUGAUGGCUUUUCUGAGACUGAGGCCAUUGAAGAUGAACAAGAGCAAAAUAUCUUGAGAGAAACAGAUGAUGAACAACCUGAAAAGAGUUACGACAAUGUUUUCAAGUACCAUGUUUUGCAGACAUUAACAAAUACAGAUCGCCUUCCCCAUCUCAAAAAGAGAUUUGAAGUGUGUUUGAAAUCAAUUCUUGAGAAGACUUCAGUUGAUCUUCUCUUCUUUUUUGUGGUUGAUGGACCAAGUAAAACCUAUCUGGAAACAGCACUUCAAGAUAUCACAAAUCUACAGAUUUCAAAAUCUAAAUUUCAGUUCAUCUUCAUGGACAUUGAUGGUCUGGCCAAAGACCUGGCCCCAUUAGUUGAGAUGAUGCAGGAGCAGAUCCAAGGCAACCAUCCCUACUACAAGGACUCCAUCUUCUUCCUCUCCACCAUGCUCCACAAGGACCUCCUGCCGGAGUACGUCCAUCGGAUCAUCAUGCUAGACACCGACCUCAAGUUCAUGAGCGACAUCAAGGAACUCUUCGACCACUUUGACCGCUUCCGUGGCGAUAACAUCAUGGGCAUCGUCCAUGAGCAGCAACCGGUGUACCGUCACAUCUUCUCUCUGUACCGGUCGCAGAAUCCGGGUACCCGCGUCGGGGGUCCCCCUCCAGAUGGCCUCACAGGAUUCAACAGCGGGGUCCUUCUCCUGGACAUUGACAGGAUUCGGAAGAGUGGUCACUUUGAGGAGUACCUUCGUCCAGAAAAGGUGGUGGAGCUUCGGGACAAGUUCCAUUUUAAAGGUCACCUAGGUGAUCAAGAUUUCUACACAUUAAUCUCCAUGGAAAAGGAAGAUCUGUUUUACAAUCUUCCUUGCUCUUGGAAUAAACAGCUUUGCUCAUGGUGGAAAGAUAAGGGCUAUGCAAAUAUCUGGGACCAGUACUAUCUGUGCAAGGAAAAAAUAAAUAUUUACCAUGGUAACUGCAAUACUCCAAUACCUUUCUGAAACCAGACCAAAUUUUCAUUAGGGGCAACAAGCCCCUAUAAGCCCUUUAGGGAAGUUCACCUUGUCAAAAAUUUGGAUCUCGGCAACAAAAAGUGUCGACCCAUAGAGUAGAAAGGGUUAACAUUUACGAUGUACCUCUUCAAAAAUUUGAUAAGCAUUGGGAGUUUUCACGUCAUGAUAAACAAUAAAAGAAAACUUAUUUUUUUCUUUGAUUAUUAAGUUUUGUUUGGCCCUAAUUUUACGUUGUAGAAAUUUGUAUUCAUUUGGAUGAAAAAAUAAAAAGAUUUAUAAACCAAUGCAUAAUUUAAUGCCAUACUCCUUUUUAUCCCCCUUGGGCAAAACUGAUAAACUGAAAUAAUCCUAUACCAUUUACAUUUAUGUAAAGUAGACUGUCAGUGUACAUUUCAUGCAUUUUUGAAAUCUUGUAUUGUGCAAGAAACAAACUUUUAAUAUCACAUUUCAUUAUAAGCAAUAAUUCUCAAAUUCCAAUGAAUUGUAUAUUCUAUACGUUCUUCCUUGCUAUUGUAAAACAUACUCUGAGUAGACAAUUUUAGUUUUGUUUUCGUUGUCGGCUGUUUUUUCUACGAGGGAUAUCAAGCUUGGUGUUAGGUCGAGUUUUAGGUCAGCAUGACACAAAACAUAAUAGGUGUUCACUCGAUGAUGAGCUGUCAAUAGUGUGAUUUGACUCCUUUUUUUAACUAAGAAGAGGAGUUGGAGCUUAAUGUGAGAUGUCAGCGUGCUUAUGUUUUCUGUUGUUUUAGAAAACAGUUGCCUUUAUUCUUCCAACAUCAGCUGGCCUUUUUAAAAAUGAAUUUUGUACUUA
Lytechinus pictus (painted urchin) is the source of this 2346-nucleotide messenger RNA. RefSeq names its product xyloside xylosyltransferase 1-like. NCBI's taxonomy places the organism in Eukaryota, Metazoa, Echinodermata, Echinoidea, Temnopleuroida, Toxopneustidae. Gene Ontology annotation, biological process: protein O-linked glycosylation via N-acetylgalactosamine. The coding region runs from base 132 to 1523 and encodes 463 amino acids. Gene Ontology annotation, cellular component: endoplasmic reticulum membrane. Gene Ontology annotation, molecular function: xylosyl alpha-1,3-xylosyltransferase activity. The record is from RefSeq and is a predicted model, not a curated record. The transcript is spliced from 2 exons.